Messenger RNA from Oncorhynchus keta (chum salmon), 4332 nucleotides. RefSeq names its product monocarboxylate transporter 12-B-like. The record is from RefSeq and is a predicted model, not a curated record. Gene Ontology annotation, molecular function: monocarboxylic acid transmembrane transporter activity. NCBI's taxonomy places the organism in Eukaryota, Metazoa, Chordata, Actinopteri, Salmoniformes, Salmonidae. The transcript has 8 exons. The coding region runs from base 1853 to 3172 and encodes 439 amino acids. Gene Ontology annotation, biological process: monocarboxylic acid transport; transmembrane transport.
CAGCUUUUCAACAGGGUCCGAAGUCAUGCCAGCAGACGGCUGCUGGUGUCUGAAGUUAAUAUUGUACCACCCCGAGUUAGCCCUGACACCUUGCCAGUAAACACCUCCUCUCAUGGACUCCUACGUCAUUACCCUGUCGCCUCACUGUGCUGCUUGGGCCGGGGAGUAAAGUAUUUCAACAUGCACAUCAGCAGUGACUAGCCUUGUUCGUAGGCUAGCUCUUCAACAAAUGCUGAAUGGGCUGGACAUGUUUUAGACCCAGAGAAGAUGUCUUGAGGUUUUUUGUUUAUGAUGCCUGUCAAUGAUUCCGAGUCUCUUUUUUUACUUAUUCAUAGUCUUAGCUAGUAUAUUUGCUUCUCCCUGUGUUCUACAACAGUGUAACUGAAGUGAACUGAACAGCCUCUUCAACAAUCAGUGCAACCCAUUCUAGGUGUGACUGUGUGAGGCUGUCUGUCUUCGAGGUGUACCUGGGGCUUCUUGGCUGAGAACAGGAGAAAACCGCGUGAACAGAACAAGGAUCUGAGCAUGGUUCAUGCUGCGGCUAUGGCUCAGGGGAAGAAGAGACCAGCGGUCCCACCUCCUGAUGGGGGCUGGGGCUGGGUGAUCGUGGCCGGCUGCUUCAUGGUCACUGUUUGCACACGUGCCGUCACUAGUUGUUGGUUCUGUUCCCUGAACCGGUUCCAACCCCUGCUCACUGGACAAUUUCGGUAGGUAGCUAGGUAGAUGGCUUUCCAACUGAUUUUCCUUCUCCCCCUGACUGGUCACCAAUGAUUACUGGUCUUGGAACUCAUGUGUUCAUCAGAAAAGGCUUCUGGUAAACUGUUUGUCACUAAAUAUUGUUGCCACAGGUUUGCCACAGAUUCAAAUAGAAUCUUGAGAGAAUUGCUUGCCAGAAAAAAAACUCAAGCGAACUGUUUGCUGGAACAAAUACAUUUUUGUAGGUCUCCUCUAAAAUUUUGUUUUUCAAGGUUUCACGUUUCAUGCUUUGUUUCCCAGGUGAAGGGGGUUUAGUGAAUUGCGUUACUGAAAAAAAAUGGUUCAGUCAGAUGAAGACCUGUUGGGUGAGGGAUAAAGGAGAUUAUAAUCUCACAUUUCCAUAAGCCAAUCUUUUGUAUAGAUUAUAAUUGGAAAAUAUUUAAACAAGGAAGAACAUGUUGGAAUGUCCCUCCCAACAUUAUUCAAUAAUUAUCAAACAGCAACCUGGUCACUGAUUGUUGUAAACUGAUAAUGCCUGCCCAGAUUGUCACCUUGAACCUUUACCCGAUUGCACAUUGCAAUAUUAGGUCGGAAUUGGAAGGAAUGGGUGAAAUUUUACCAAGGGUUUGAGAGUAACCAAAGAUAAUAAGUCUAGGCAGUUCUGAUCCUCUACUUUCUUGAUAUGCAUAAGUGAUCCCAAGGUCCUUUAAGGUCUAGUGAGUGAGUUUAACCCCCUAAACCAGCUGUAGCGGACAGCGUGUGUAUACACGUUUGUGUGUGUGUAAGGAAACAGCAGUCUGACGGAGGGCCGCCCCGUGUAGGUCCCCACAUGUGCGUUCUCUGGCCAGUGCUGGGGAGGACAUGAGGAUCAGAUGGCCGUCACAUUCACACUGAGUGAUCUGGGCCUUAUCAUCUGACUGGUGCUAUUCCUCUGUUUGUACAGGUGCAGCCUCUCUGCAGAUUCGGACGUAGGAGCUUGUGGUUCAUUACCCCCCAAGCAGGCGUUCUUCCCACACGUCCCAGGCUUUUUACAGCUCUCCCCUCAGCUUCGUGAUUACACAAUUCAUUACGGUUGCAUCGCUCCCUCCGACCGCUCAGGUCAUCACCAUGUCUAGCUGGAAAAGAAUGCAUCUCAAUUUUUUUUGUGGAGUUUCAGAUGCACUUUGGUGGGGACUAUUCAGGGACAGCCUGGAUCCACAGUCUGGUGGACUGCACCACUAUGCUGUGUGCUCCUCUAGGCAGCUUCAUUGGGAACCGUCUCUCGUGCCGCAUCGCUGUGAUCCUUGGGGGCUUCCUGUCCUCCAUCGGCCUGGUCCUCAGCUCUUUCGCUACCAGCCUGGAGUACCUGUACCUCAGCCUGGGGGUCCUCACAGGUAUUGGAUUUUCCCUCUGUUACACCCCUGCCAUUGCCAUGGUGGGGUCAUAUUUCUGUGAGAGGAAAGCCCUGGCAUACGGGAUCGCCAUGUCAGGUAGUGGCAUCGGGACCUUCAUCCUGGCCCCUGUGGUCCAGCUGCUCAUAGAGCACUACUCAUGGCGCGGGGCCCUACUCAUCCUGGGGGGCGUUGUCUCCAAUCUGUGUGUCUGUGGGGCCUUACUGCGCCCUAUCACUCUGAAAGAAGAAGAGGAGGCCCAUUGUCCGGUCCCGUUAGAUACCGACUGUGGAUAUAGGGUCAAAGCUCAGUUGGUGAGCACGUUAGAGGAACCUCUGGCGAUUAACAACAGCAAAGACAGCCGCUGCUUCAAGUCUAUGCAGGAGUACCGCUUCCUGCUGAUGCCGGACUUCCUGAUGCUGGCGGUGAGCUUCUUGUUCCUAGCCAGCGGCUGCAGCCUGCCGUUCGUCUACCUUGUGCCCUACGCACUGGAUGUGGGCGUAAGCCACCACCAGGCCGCCUUCCUCAUGUCUAUCCUGGGGGUCAUAGACAUCGUUGGGAACAUCACCUUCGGCUGGCUCGUAGACAGGAGGUGCCUGAAGAAGUAUCGUAAUGUGUGCUACAUGAUUGCAGUGGGCAUGGAGGGACUUUGCUGCCUCUUCAUCCCUCUCCUGCGGACGUUCACCCUACUGGUGCCUUUCUCUGUGCUUUAUGGGUACUUCGAUGGCGCCUACGUGGCCCUCAUACCUGUGGUGACCUCAGACAUUGUGGGGACAACUAACCUCUCCUCCGCUCUGGGGAUUGUGUACUUCCUACAUGCCAUUCCUUACCUGCUCAGCCCUCCAAUAGGAGGCUGGCUAGUUGACACCACAGGCACCUACACGGCCACCUUCUUCCUCAGUGGCUUUGCCCUCAUCUCCAGCUCGCUGGUCAUCAGCACAGUGACUGGGAUACGCCACUGUCGCAGGACCCAAAAGCACAGAAAAAACAAUAGAGCCACAGAUUCCAAACAGGAUCCUUGUCAAGGCAGCCGAUCAGACUUCUACAUAGCCUCAAAGAAUUUGGCAGUACAUCCAACCAGCCUCACAACCGCAGACCACGUGUAACCAUGCCAGCCACAUCCAGCUUCUUCACAUGCGAGAUCGUCUGACACCAACCACCCGAACAGCUGAUGAAUCUGUGAGUUUGCACAACCAAAGAAUUUCUGCACAAACUGUCAGAAACCAUCUCAUGGAAGCUCAUCUGUAUGGUCGUUGUCCUUACCAGGGUCUUGACCUGACUGCAGUUCAGCAUCGCAACCGACUUCAGAUCCUGAGGCCCAAUUGUCAAGCCAUUCAUCCUCCCCCAUCACCUCAUGUUUCGGCAUGAUAAUGCACAGCCCCAUGUCGCAAGGAUCUGUGCACAAUUUCUGGAAGCUGAAAAUGUUCCCAGUUCUUCCAUGGCCUGUAUACUCAACAGAAAUGUCACACAUUGAGCAUGUUUGGGAUCCUCUGGAUCGACGUGUACGAAAGUGUGUUCCAGUUACCAACAAUAGUUAAAUAAAGGUUAAAUAAUUUAAAUAAAUAAAUAACAGUAACUUUGCACAGCCAAUGAAGAAAAGUGGGACAACAUUCCAAAACGCCACAAUUAACAGCCUGAUCAAGGAAAUAGGAAAUGGUGGUCACACAAGAUAAUGACUGGUUUUCUGAUCACGCUCACUUUUGUUUAAGGUAUCAGAUGCAUAUAUGUAUUCCCAGUCAUGUGAAAUCCAUAGAUUAGAGCCUAAUGGAUUUAUUUAAUUUUACUGAUUUCCUUAUAUGAACUGUAACUCUGUAAAAUCUUUGAAAUUGUUGCAUGUUGCGUUUAUAUUUUUGUUCGGUAUAGAACCUAAGAGUGUUUUGCUGUCCCCAUAAGAUAACCUUUUGAAUAGCAAUUUUUGGUUCCAGCGAGAACCCUUUUCAGUUCCAUGUAGAACCUUUUCCACAGAGGGUUUAAUGGAGUUAGAUGAAAGGGGAGGUGUCCUGGUAUCCUUGGAUUAAUUGCAAAGCCACCACUAUGUCAUUGUAGCUCAGUUGGUAGAGCAUGGUGCCUGUAACACCAGGGUAGUAUCUUCAAUUCCAGCGACCAUACGUAAAAUGUAUCCAACCAUGACUGUAAGUCCCUUUGGAUAGAAGCCUCUGCUAAAUGGAAUCUAUCACAAUUUAAAUGUAUUCUCUUACAAUGUCCAGAAGAAACCUAAGAAUUUAUGUUGAUAUUUCUUUAAAUAAAAUUAUUUUUUUUAAUCAAA